CUUUUCCAAAAAAUUCCCUAGGUUUUCCUCCAUGUACCAAUUAUUUUAACAAUUCUAUAAAACAUUUGUUUAUGAGCUAAUUUAUGAAGCAAUGAUUAAAUAACACAAGCAUAUUUUACAGUUUCACAGUAGUUCUACAAUCAGGAGCCUCGCAAAAGACACUCACACUCAGACUGUCACUUCCUUUAGACAGCCAGUCAAGGGAGGGGGUCCAAAACAUACAGCAGCUACUUAACAGAUGCCUGUUAAACAUAUCAGUUACUGCAUUUGGAGAGCUACUGGGAAUCUCUUUUUCUGAGCUCUCAAUGGCAAACGAUUCACUGAACCUUGCUGAACCUUACCUGUGCCAAACAUCCACUACAAACGUAGUUCUGCCCAUUAUCUACACCAUUAUGUCUAUCACUGGCCUGCCAGGGAAUGCUAUUUCUCUCUGGGUGUUCAUACGCAAAAUUGCUGUCAAAACGUCUACUCACAUCUACCUGAUAAAUCUAGGAAUCUCAAACUUGCUACUCUGCCUCACCAUGCCAUUCCAGGCCAUAUACUACUCACUUGGGACCAAAUGGCACCAGCACAACACCAUGUGCCGAAUGGCAAUAAAUGGUCUAACUCCAGUGAUCCACAUCAAUAUCUGCAUUGGCGUGAUGAUAUUGAGCUGGGUGGCGCUCAGUCGCUUCGCCUCGUUGAUUCAACACUCCCAUGCUGACCGUCCAAGCCGGUGGCUAAAAAUUAUACCAGGUGCCUUCCUCUGUCGAAAACGACAAGUGAAACUGGCCUAUGCUCUGUGCCUGGUCACCUGGGCCAUCGUAACCAUAGCGGUCAUUUCCUUUGUGGUGCUGUACUCGAUCAGUGUGAAGCACAGCAAUGAAAUGUGUUACAGCGUAGCAGUGGAGGUUGGUGGGGAAGGAUCUCAUGUCUUCGCAUUAGUGGCCGUUUCACUGUUCUUUGUCUUCUUCCUGUUGGUCUUAUGCCCUUACAUGGCCGUGAUCAGGCACAUCUGGAGGUCCAGAAGAAGCACAGUCAUUUCAGACAACCAGCGAGUAUAUGCAAGAGUGUUUCGGAAUAUUAUUGUCAUUAUGGUGGUGCUGGUGGUCUGUCUCCUGCCGCACCACAUUUAUAAAGCCAUCUUCAUUCAUAUCAUCAAUGAGCAGUCUUGGUCUGCAUCACCACCAAAAGACGCUUGUCAUCCACUAUCCAUGUAUGUGGAGUUGAAGAACAUCCUGCUCUGUUUAGCAACUCUACGGUGUAGCACAGACCCCAUCAUGUACUUCCUGCUGGACAAGAUGUUUCGUAACCAUGCGCUUAGCCUGCUGAGAUUACACGUUAGUGCAAAAGACAGUCAGUCAUCAAAGUCUAAUGUGGGACAGUUAUCUCUGGUAACAAGUGGGUGUCUUUAGACAUUACUUGAGUAGAUACUAUACACGGACAUAAAGGAGUCUCACUGUGAGAUCCCUAAAUAUUUAGCUCUGGUUCAGGGAGAAACCGACACAAAUCAGACUUGUGCUUCCGUUCCCACACUGGUUUGAAUCACUGGAGUACUUUAUGUAGCUUUAAAGACAAUCUCAGACUUUCCUUUUCUGUUCAAAAUAUUUAGUUCUUACUUAACUGGAGUCAUUAAUUGAGAAAAAUGAUAUCUGUGAAGUAUUUCAAUCAGGUUUUAAAGGCACAAUAUUACAGAAAUUGUGAUUUUUUUUGCCAAUGGAUGCUGGUAAUGUGAUGAUACUUUUGCUUUUAGAUCUUAUGGCAAUGUUUCAUACAACUGAUCUCCCGUCUUGAAACGUGCUGGCAUUUCUGGAAAUGCCAUA
Molecule: messenger RNA, 1802 nt
Organism: Carassius carassius (crucian carp)
Lineage: Eukaryota; Metazoa; Chordata; Actinopteri; Cypriniformes; Cyprinidae
Product: probable G-protein coupled receptor 82
Exons: 3
Coding region: 306-1394 (362 amino acids)
Biological process (GO): G protein-coupled receptor signaling pathway
Cellular component (GO): membrane
Molecular function (GO): G protein-coupled receptor activity
Source: RefSeq, a predicted model, not a curated record